Pseudoliparis swirei is the source of this 1966-nucleotide messenger RNA. RefSeq names its product chromosome 6 C15orf61 homolog (gene c6h15orf61). NCBI's taxonomy places the organism in Eukaryota, Metazoa, Chordata, Actinopteri, Perciformes, Liparidae. Bases 972 to 1442 code for a protein of 156 amino acids. The transcript is spliced from 2 exons. The record is from RefSeq and is a predicted model, not a curated record.
GAAUAUGGAAAUCCUUGAAUUAAACAUUGAUCAAACAUUCAGACAGCUGAAUAAAUUCCUGAAAAAACAUUAUCAGAAUCUGCACGAACAGUUCACUUUAUCUGUUUCCGUCUGCUCCUUCACAAUAAAAGCCCCGCACCGGAACACUGGUGAACUAAUAUCGUACAUUAGGUUGUUCAGCUGUAGUAAGACGGCAUUGCAGGCCUAGCUAGAAAAUGCACGGCCCUGCACUGCAUAAACCUUAUAAUAAAUGGUUUUGUAAUGUGUUUUAACGGCUUGAAUGUAGUUAAAUAUUGGAAAAGCUUAUGAAGAAGUACAGUUAACCAUGCACAAUAUAUUCCACUGGUUAUUGAGUCGUCUUCACUCAUUCAUUCAUUAAGCAUUCAUUUAUUCAAAUUAUAUAAAGCGAUUUUAUGUUGUCUUGGAAAUUGCAGAUUAAUGAGUAAACUAGUGUAUCAUCAAAUUAGUAUAGUGUUUAUGCACUGCACAUAGUUUGUAUGUUGAGUAUUUGUACAUGCUGUAUUCUCCCUUCAAGAGGAACAAAUGCGCGGCGCUGCGUGUGCAAACCGGAAGCUUUAGCGGGAACACCAGGUCAGAGCAGCCGCACUCUGCCAAGAAGCGCUCCUCGCGUCUCGCGCAGCUUGUGAGGACAAAGCGCGUGAGCUGCGCGCGUGGAUGCGGACGCGUCGCUCUGUGUCGAUGUCUUUAGCAGAAGGACGUCGUUUGGUUUACAAGCGGGGACUCACUUCCGGUCACGUUCGUUGUCCUUGUCAAGUGUGCCCUUCUCCCCACUGUUACGGACGUUUCUAGACGUCAUGUUGUUGUACACCAGCUGAUUUGUCGGUAGAUGUCAUCGAUAGCUAGUCGUAGCUCUCUGGUUGUUAGUAGUGUGCAUGCAGUCCAGGUGAUUACAAUAAAUACAUUUUAAAAAACAGCAGGAAAGGUAAAUCAUUCUACUUUUCACACACGUCAUGACGUUUCUUAUGAGGAAGCUGCACAGCAUCUUUCUGAAGAUCGCCCUGUUUCCGAGCACGUUGGGCAGCACCGGCCCGCGGCCAGCCGCCUCAGAGGUGCUGACCUGCCACCUGCUGCAGCGGGACCUCCCGCCGUGGACUUCGUACUGUGUCCGCUACAGCUCCGUUCACAACGACCAGUUUGGACUGUCCAACUUUAAUUGGAGAGUCCAGGGAUCCAACUACCAGAUACUGAGAACAGGCUGCUUCCCCUUUAUAAAAUACCACUGUAGCAAAGCGCCUGCACAGAACCUGGACUUUGAGGACAGAUUUUUCGCCGUGUUGAAAGUUCUUAAUCUGGGCAUCCCUUGCUUGGCGUAUGGCAUUGGCUGCUGGAUGGUGGUGGGAGCUGCAGAGACAGUGCAGACGAGUGUUGGACCUGUCACGGUCUAUUUUGCCUACAAAGAAGAAGAAGGUGCACAGUACUAAACCAUGAAUACAACUAUUUUGAGUGUUUUUUUCAAGAGACUCUUGUCUGUCAAGCUGCUGGACACAUUGACUGAAGGGCCAUCGUAUGUCACUGGUGCUCUUAUUGUGUGACUGCACUGUUUCAUUAUUUAAGAUUGAAGAGUAGUGGAGGAGUCAGCAAUGCAUGUUAUUACACCGACACACAAUACUUGCAUGUACUGUUUGUUCGGAAGGCUGACUUUACAUUAACAUUUAAUCGGGGAAAGUUUAGGAUUUCUGCGAGUGUUUGACGCUCUACCCCCAUUUCCUGCAUGUUUGCAAAGCGAUGUUCGGGAACGUGGUAUCAGCCUCCAGUAGGUUACGCAUGUCUGCAGUCAAUCAUUGUAAACGUAUGUUUUUUGCCACACAUAUUAAAGGGUGUAAAAUGACAAUGAUGAUUUGGCUGUAAUGGUUUUCCUGCCACGCAGACUUAACGCCACUCUUGAAAAAUAUAUAGUUGUAAAUAAGGUAAUUUUCUGAAAUAAAUCUUAAAUAUUUAAGUGAUA